Epinephelus lanceolatus (giant grouper) is the source of this 4176-nucleotide messenger RNA. It is a transcript of the gene rlim, whose product is annotated as ring finger protein, LIM domain interacting. NCBI's taxonomy places the organism in Eukaryota, Metazoa, Chordata, Actinopteri, Perciformes, Serranidae. Gene Ontology annotation, biological process: ubiquitin-dependent protein catabolic process; random inactivation of X chromosome; protein ubiquitination. Gene Ontology annotation, cellular component: nucleus. Gene Ontology annotation, molecular function: ubiquitin protein ligase activity. The record is from RefSeq and is a predicted model, not a curated record.
UCUUGCGGUUCCAGUUUCCGGAAGAUCAUUGUAGCCUUCCUAAAAGAAAGAAAAUGGAAUCCUGAAAUCGCACUUAGCUCAUCAGUCAAGCGUUUUUGAGAGACUGUUAGAAGAACAAUUUGAAAGUACGAUUACAUUGCUACUAACAUCACCGAACAGCAGCUGGAUCUUGCUGAAGAUCGGACAGCAUCCCUCAACCUCCCUGCCUUCUGAAUCGAUGGAGGGGUCUGACAGUUCUGAGCAGAGUGGCAGUGACCAGCCAGAGUCACAGCGCAGAAGGCAGCUGGACCGCCUGGACAGGGAGGAGGCCUUUUACCAGUUUGUCAACAAUCUGAGUGAUGAGGACUAUCGUCUCAUGAGAGACAACAAUCUUUUGGGCACUCCAGGAGAAGUAACGGAGGAUGAGCUGUUUAGCAGACUUCAGCAAAUCAAGGAUGGUCCAGAACAGCAGAAUAACAGUACUAGUGCCCCCAGUACUGAAAAUGGAGAAGAUCCAGUUGAACCACCAGAAAACCCUGAGGAUCCUGCCAAUGGGGAUAGUCUCUUAGACUGGCUGAACACAGUGAGGCGCACAGGCAACACUACCAGAACUGGUCAUCGCGGAAACCAGUCAUGGCGGGCCGUAAGCCAGACCAACCCAAACAGUGGGGAUUUUCGCUUCAGCCUCGAAAUCAGUGUGAAUCGGAACCUGGCUGAACAGCAGGCAGCUGCUGAAGGGGAGCAGGAGCCUCCACAGGAGUCUUCCCAGGAAUCUCCAGAGGGUCAAGAAGUGGUGGCAAAUGCUGAACCGCAGGUGCCUAUGGAGACAGAAGUGGUGGAGGAACCAGUAGUAGAGGAAUUGGCUGUCAUAGUGGAGCCAGAGCCUGAGCCAGUGCCUGAGCCUGUGCUUGAGCCUGAGCCUGAGCCUGAGCCAGAGCCUGUGCCUGAGCCGGAGCCUGAACUAGAAGAAGUUGUUUCACAAGAGAUUUUAGGAGAACGUCCCAGCUCACCUGCUGCCCUGCCUGUACAACCCCCACUUUCUCCUUCUCCACGUAGAGGACAAAGGAGAGCCCGCAGCCGUAGUCCAGAGCCACGCAGGACUAGGGCCCGUACAGCCAGGAGCCGUUCCCCUCUCAAUCUGGAUCAGCUGGAUGGUCUCCCUAAUUCACGUCAUGCUCACUCCUCUCAAGGCAUCAGCUCUUCCACCAGUGUCUCCCCUGUGCCUCAGGUGGAGGGCAGCUCUCGGACUCGACAACAUGUUCUUUCUAGGCAAAGCACUGCUGACAGUGAUGUUCAGCCAUCUAGAGCUGGCGAAGAAAUGGUCCCUGAGGCCCAAAAUGUAGGAUCUCAGGAAGGAGAAGCUCCUGGGGGUGAAGGGGGUGCAGCAGGGCGCCGUCCCCCUACUAUUAUGCUUGAUCUCCAGGUGCGUCGUGUGCGUCCAGGCGAAUAUCGCCAAAGAGACAGCAUUGCUAGUCGCACCCGUUCACGCUCCCAGAACUCAAACAACACAUUUCUUUACGAAAGUGAGCGUGGUGGAUUUCGUAGGACUUUCUCACGCUCUGAGCGUGCUGGUGUGAGGACCUACGUCAGCACUAUUCGCAUACCUAUCCGAAGAAUCUCCGAUGCAGGUUUGGGAGAGGCAACCUCAAUGGCUCUCCAGUCUAUGAUUAGGCAGAUUAUGACUGGUUUUGGUGAACUCGGCUACCUCAUGGAUUCAGAUUCUGAUUCUUCAGAUUCAAACCGCGGAGCCAACACACCUGCGGAUCUGGCUGAAGCCCUCAAUAACCCAGAUGCUCCUCCUGCUGCUGCUCCUAUUGCUGAUGUUGAUGAACCACCUGUGGCUGCUGGAGUCAGAGCAAGGACAGCUGAGACUGAUAUUGAUGAGGGCCUUGCCGCUGCUCCACCUGCCUCUGGUGGCAGGGCCCGACCUAGACCACCUAUCAGCCUAGAGGAGCCCAGCUCACUGCCCUUCCUUCGGCUUGCCCAUUUCUUCCUCCUAAAUGACGACGACGAGGACCAGCCCCAAGGGUUGACCAAAGAGCAGAUUGACAACCUCUCAAUGCGCAACUUUGGUGAGAGUGAUGCCUUGAAGACUUGCAGUGUCUGCAUAACAGAAUAUGCAGAAGGUAACAAGCUACGUAAGCUGCCCUGCUCACAUGAGUACCACGUGCACUGCAUUGAUCGCUGGCUAUCGGAAAACUCCACUUGCCCCAUCUGCCGCAGGGCUGUCUUGGUAUCAGCCAACCGAGAGAGUGUGGUGUAGCUUAUAAAAGACUGAGGACAUUUUGUUUCAAACUAAGUAAUCUUAAUAUCUCAGGCCCAUAAGAGGCUUUGAGGAAAUGUGUCUCCACUGUUGAAAUGUAUUUCCUUCAUACCAUUUGUGAGUUUGAUCAUAAAGCAGUCACAGGUUUGAUUUGGGGUGCUCUAUAACAGUGACAUCGGGACAUACUCAGUCUCUAGUAAGACAUUUAUUAUGGCAGUCCAAAGUUAGGCACAAGCAAUGCAUGUUGUUUGAAUCAACCUGUAGUGACCAAGCAGUUUGUUGCAUUGCGUCAAGCCAUGCACACAAGCAGGCCGGUAUCUCUUAAAGAAUCCCCUGGUUAUAAAUGCUGCACACCUGCAGGUAGUUCAGACACAUCUGCUCUUUUGUAUUAGCUCCUAAAUGGCGCUUUAUAUACCAGAAGUUGGGUAUUGGUACAGUUCUUAGUUAAACCAGUUCAAAGUAUUAGCUGUAAAUAAGCUUGUAAAAAUAAUUUUAAAUCAUACUUUGUAUCAGUGAAUUGGUUUUGGAUUGUAAAUUAUCUCAUAAGAAGAUUAGGGUCAUUUUUGCCACAGCUACUCUCUACCAGAGCAUCCCUAAAUUUGCUGUUAAAGAAAUAGGUGGUUUCAGUGUACACAGCAGAAUUAUUAAGAGAUUGAGAUGUCCAGAGGAUGUAGGACAUUAAUUGAUUUGCCAUUUACAGUGUAACUUCUACUCUCUGUUUGGUGCACCUGAAAGAAACAGACUACUGUUGUAGAGUGGCAUAUACCAUGAAAACUCUCAGUGUGCUGAAUUGUUUCACAAAAUAAAAUGUACAGACAGGAAAGAUAAUUCAAACCAGGCUACUUUGGCAAAAUGUGUAUGUUUAUUUUGGAAUCAUAUACUAUCUUAUUUCCUUGAUCAUUAAAAAUUAUUGAAUCGUAUUCAUACCAGAAAUUGGGGAUGUCUCAAUAUUGGUAGUAGAUAUGGGUUUAUAUCAAGUUCUUGGCAUGUGAAUAUCCCCACCUCAAAAAUACUAACAGGCAUGACAUGUCAGAAAAAGAAUAUACUUGCUUUUGACUUUUCCCCCCAAAUGUAAGGGUGUUUAUUUUUUAAUGUACAACAAUGAUUUCUCAAUCAUUUUGUCCUGUCAUCCAUCAGGUCUGAUUUCUUUAUUUUUCCACUCCCACAUUGAGUUGUCUUAAAUUACUGACUGAUGAAUUAAGUUCUCUAAGCUGGUCUUGGCAUAGAUCGAAAUGACCAGAAAUUGUGUUAAAAUAAAAUGUCAACUCAAACCAGAAUAGAGGUCCACCUCAAUGUACAAGUGAGAACUUAAGUUAUUAAUCCAAAGCUUUGAGUAUCAGACAUUAACCAAGUCUGAACAAAGGUCACAUCAUUGUCCUUCUGUCUAAGUAAGGCUCCAGUAGAAGUCAAGAUGCUCACCCACUGUGCCCUUCUGCCCCAUGAGCAGAUGCUCCAUACCAGUGUGCAAUACAUGCUAAUGAAAGUAGGGAAAUACAAACCAAGAUAUAAAUGUAUGCUAUUGUUAAAACUGUUAAUGUUAAUGGCUAAAAUCUUAAAUGAAGACUUAUUACCUUUUUAAAAUGUGUUGAAGUUAUUUUAUUUUAUUUAGUUCUGUAGCUUUUAAUAGCACUGUCGAUGAACAGAAACACUGGCUAAAGGAAGAAAAGGGCAUCACAGUUAAUGCCAUCAUGUCAUGUUUCUUGUUCCACUGUUAGAUGUCCUUGCCACAAUUAUUACUUCCCUUUGUGGGACAUAACAGUUUGAAUGCAAGACAUUGUCAUUGUGAAAUACCAUAAACAUGUAAAUGAAAUGUAUGUUCCCUCUUAGGCCAUUCUUUAGUUUUGGCCUUGUUCUGUGACCCACCCAGUGCAGUAUGUUAACUGGGUGUUAAAUGAAACUAACCGCUGAAUUAAACAAUUGUUAUGCUAAAAAAA